Anopheles arabiensis is the source of this 978-nucleotide messenger RNA. RefSeq lists its product as uncharacterized. Lineage: Eukaryota; Metazoa; Arthropoda; Insecta; Diptera; Culicidae. The record is from RefSeq and is a predicted model, not a curated record. Bases 105 to 860 code for a protein of 251 amino acids. The transcript has a single exon.
CAGACCUCGUUUUCUAUUCGUGUGUGUUGAGCCCGUAUAAAAGAUCAUCUCUUAUCCAGUCUGCUCAUUUAGUGUGUUAUUCAUACUGUGCCUAAAGUUAAACCAUGAAGAGCAUCAUCGUGCUACUGGCCAUUGCUGGUAUCGCUGCCGCCGGUCGCCCGGACACGGAAAAGGUCAUCCAGACGUUUAAGGAGAUCGCUCCAUUGUACAAACCUUCUAUACAGAAAGCGCAAAUCAUCAUCAAUGCGAUCAAAGCCAACGCGACCAACCAGCUGGCUGAGCUUCAUCUAACCAUUAUCGGCAAAAAGGAGCAAUACGUACAGCAGGUAAUUGGGCGCGAGGAAUACAUCCUGCAGCAAAUUGGAGCGCAACGUAAAGCAGACCAGGUGUGUAUGGGCUUCGUACGUACGAGUAGUGAGAUGACCGUCAACCUAGCCGGUGUGUCAUUUACCAACUGCAUCAAUGCUGCGGAUGAUGCGAUCAAAACCAAGCUGGAAGAGUACUACUCAUAUCUGGGCGAUUACGAACAGCAAUUGUCGCUGCUACGCCUCCUAGACGUGUUCCGGGGCGAGAAUGUGUUCCACAGCCCACAGCCAAUCCUUGCGCGUUUGAACGAGAAAAUGGAAGCACUGCGUAAUAGUAGCAGCCUGAUCACGGACGUCGAGGUGCAGUUCAUGAUCGACCAGGUGACCCAGGAUAUGGUGGGAAUCCAGGAUGCUUACGGCAUAUGUAUGGAAAAUGCAUACGCUUUGCUGGGUCAGGGAUUAAACAUGUGUGAGUUGCAGCUGACGAUGAUAUGUGGCGCAGCACUGACAUGCGAAAUUGGCAAAGGAAUGGGUAAUUUGUGCACAAGUCAGUAAGCGGAUAGCCAGUAGCUAAAGAAGAUAUAAGUUGAUAUAUAUCUUAAGUUAUCUUAUCGUAAUAUCUGAUUACGAAUGAAUAAAUAUCUGCUCAUUGUCUGAUGAGUUAAACCAAGUA